This is a messenger RNA of Prunus armeniaca (apricot), 315 nucleotides long. NCBI's taxonomy places the organism in Eukaryota, Viridiplantae, Streptophyta, Magnoliopsida, Rosales, Rosaceae. The record is from the annotation of a GenBank genome assembly.
AUGCAUCCUUGGCUCGUGGAUUCGGGUGCCAAUGCCCAUGUUGCCCAUGAUUUGGGGCAACUUACCAAUCCUCGUGAUUAUCAUGGAGGAGAUCGUGUUAACGGCGUACUUGGAGGAACAUAUUUGGAAAUAGCCAAAGUGGGGACUUCUUUGGGACCGAGUAAGAAUGGUCUCUACGGUCUCUACCCGAUUGGUUCAUCUAAACACAAACAUGGUGCUCUAGUAGUCUUGCUUGGUGUUCGCGUCAAUGGUGCUCUUUGGCACUCCCGGCUUGGUCAUUUGUCGUCUUUUAUUUUUCAGCAUUUAGUGUCCUAA